AUGACCGCCACCGUCAAGACCCUCGACCACCUCGUCCUCACCUGCUCCGACGUCGCCGCCACCGUCGCCUUCUACACCACCCACCUCGGCAUGCGCGCCACGGAAUUCGUCUCCCCCAAGGACGCAGACGGGACAGUCCGCCGCGCGCUGCACUUUGGCACACAGAAAAUUAAUCUCCACCAGCGCGGCGCCGAGUUUGAACCAAAGGCGCAGACGGCGCUGCCUGGCACCGCGGACCUUUGCUUCGAGGUGGCUGAUGAAGUGAGGUUGGAGGAUGUGCAAACGAGGCUGAAGGCGGAUGGCGGGGUGAGGCUGGAGGAGAAGGGCGAGAUUGUGUACAGGACGGGGGCAAAGGGACGUAUGAGAAGCUUGUAUGUGAGGGAUCCGGACGGCAAUUUGAUAGAGUAG
Molecule: messenger RNA, 408 nt
Organism: Beauveria bassiana ARSEF 2860
Lineage: Eukaryota; Fungi; Ascomycota; Sordariomycetes; Hypocreales; Cordycipitaceae
Product: Glyoxalase domain-containing protein 5
Exons: 1
Coding region: 1-408 (135 amino acids)
Source: RefSeq, a predicted model, not a curated record